Messenger RNA from Lampris incognitus (smalleye Pacific opah), 2471 nucleotides. It is a transcript of the gene uba2, whose product is annotated as ubiquitin-like modifier activating enzyme 2. Gene Ontology annotation, biological process: protein sumoylation. Gene Ontology annotation, cellular component: cytoplasm; SUMO activating enzyme complex. The record is from RefSeq and is a predicted model, not a curated record. Gene Ontology annotation, molecular function: SUMO activating enzyme activity. Lineage: Eukaryota; Metazoa; Chordata; Actinopteri; Lampriformes; Lampridae. The coding region runs from base 20 to 1975 and encodes 651 amino acids. The transcript has 17 exons.
UUGUCUUGUGCGGAUCGACAUGGCACAGUUGGUCGGUUCUCUCCAAAAAGAGCUCGCCGACUCACUCUCCACUUGCCGGGUGCUGGUGGUUGGAGCCGGAGGAAUCGGUUGCGAGCUGCUGAAAAAUCUGGUUCUCACGGGCUUCAAGAAUAUCGAAGUGAUCGACUUGGAUACAAUUGACGUCAGCAACCUUAACCGCCAGUUCCUCUUUCAAAAGAAGCAUGUCGGAAAGUCUAAAGCACAGGUGGCCAAAGAAAGUGUUCUGCAAUUCUGUCCUACAGCAAACAUCAAAGCCUACCAUGACAGCAUCAUGAACCCUGAUUAUAAUGUGGAGUUCUUCAGAAACUUCAUACUGGUGAUGAAUGCACUGGAUAACAGAGCUGCCCGUAACCAUGUGAACAGGAUGUGUUUGGCUGCGGAUAUACCUCUGAUAGAGAGUGGUACUGCCGGAUAUCUGGGACAAGUCACUCUAAUCAAGAAGGGCCUAACAGAAUGCUACGAGUGCCAGCCCAAACCUACCCAGAAGACCUUCCCCGGGUGCACCAUCAGGAACACACCUUCUGAGCCCAUCCACUGCAUUGUCUGGGCCAAGUAUCUCUUCAAUCAACUGUUUGGAGAGGAAGAUGCAGACCAGGAAGUGUCACCUGACACGGCAGACCCAGAGGCUGCAUGGAAACCUGAAGAAAUGGCUGCAUAUACGACAGCCUCAGAAAAGGAUGGGGACAUCAAGCGUGUCUCCACUAAGGAAUGGGCACGCUCUACAGGAUAUGACCCCAUAAAACUCUUCAACAAGCUUUUCAAAGAUGACAUCAUGUAUCUGCUGACCAUGGACAAGCUGUGGAAGAAGAGGAAAGCUCCAUUGCCCCUGGACUGGAAGCAGCUAGAAAACUGUGCCUGUCCUAAGGAGGAGUCCACAGGGCUGGGUCUCAAAGACCAGCAGGUGCUUGGUGUUUGGGGCUGCUGCCAGCUGUUCCAACACAGUGUAGAGACACUCCGAUCACAGCUGCAAGAGAAGGGAGUAGGGGCAGAGCUGGUCUGGGAUAAGGAUGACCCUCCAGCCAUGGACUUUGUGACGGCGGCAGCCAAUCUGCGCAUGCAUAUCUUCAGCAUGAACAUGAAAAGUCGCUUUGACGUCAAGUCCAUGGCUGGUAACAUAAUUCCAGCCAUUGCUACAACCAACGCCGUCAUAGCGGGACUCAUUGUGCUGGAGGCGCUCAAAGUCCUUUCUGGGGAACUGGAGUCCUGUCGCACGGUCUUUCUGAACAAGUGUCCAAACCUCAGGAAGAAGCUGCUGGUCCCGUGUGUUCUGGACCCUCCCCGUGUCAGUUGUUAUGUCUGUGCCGGCAAGCCUGAGGUCACUGUCAAACUCAAUGUCCACAAAACCAUGGUCCUCUCUCUGCAGGAAAGGAUUCUGAAGGAGAAAUUUGGCAUGGUGGCCCCAGAUGUUCAGAUAGAAGACGGAAAAGGAUCCAUCCUAAUCUCCUCAGAGGAGGGAGAGACAGAAGCUAACAACAAUAAAUUCCUCUCUGACUUUGGGAUCUGUAAUGGUAGCCGUCUUCAAGCUGACGACUUCCUCCAAGACUACACACUCCUCAUCAAUGUCCUUCACACGGAGGACUUGGAAAAGGAUGUGGAGUUUGAAGUGGUUGGUGAUGCCCCAGAGAAACCUCCAUCGCCUGCCAGUAAUGAAGAGACUAACAGCAUUGCCAAUGGGAACAAGGACUCCGACCAGCCUUCCACCUCCUCUAAAGCUUCAGCAGAGGCGUAUGAAAUUAUGAUUAUUGACUUGAAUGAAAAGGAAACGGCGUCAUCCUCCAGCUCUGCUGCUCCUGUAUUAACCAGCGGCUCCAAGAGGAAGCAACAGAAUGCAGAAACUGACGAGGUGUCCGCCAAGCGCCCGCGAAAUGACCAUCCAAGCGCAGGUUCUCCUGUUGAUGAUGAAGAUGAUGAAGAGGAAAUAAUUGCUCUGGACUAGUCCCUCCCAGUGGUUCUAUCUGAGAGACAAGAACUAUUUUUUUGAUAUAUUUGACAUUUUGACUCAAAAGACAGUUUGCUAAGGAAGUAAAAAUAAAAAAAAAAGAGAGAGGGGGGGAAAAAAACCUCCCGAAGAACACGUUGAGUCCUAAUCCGUCUUUCGCUGUUUCUCUACGAUGUGUUUGUGCUUUCAUACUCCCAUAGCUCCUGAUACGGUGCUGUAAAUAGAAUUUGUAUGUACAAAAAACGGCUAGAAAAAGUGCCGGUGUUUUUUUUUUUUCUUGUAUCUUUUUGGAAAAAUUUUGGCCUGGCUUUGCUUCACUGCUCAUUUAUAUAUAUAUAUAUAUAUAUAUAUAUAUAUAUAUAUAUAUAAAAUAUUGGCCUACUGUAUUUCUCAUGUAACACAAGUCAGGGUGUUUUCUGUUCCCAUGCAACACAAGUCAGGGUGUUUUCUGUUCCAAGUUGUUAGGUUACAGAAGAAGACGAAUAAAAAACCA